This is a messenger RNA of Myodes glareolus (Bank vole), 966 nucleotides long. RefSeq names its product ALG14 UDP-N-acetylglucosaminyltransferase subunit (gene Alg14). Lineage: Eukaryota; Metazoa; Chordata; Mammalia; Rodentia; Cricetidae. Gene Ontology annotation, biological process: dolichol-linked oligosaccharide biosynthetic process. Gene Ontology annotation, molecular function: N-acetylglucosaminyldiphosphodolichol N-acetylglucosaminyltransferase activity. The record is from RefSeq and is a predicted model, not a curated record. Gene Ontology annotation, cellular component: UDP-N-acetylglucosamine transferase complex.
GCCCAGCGCCGACAAGCCCCGCCCACAAAGGGACGCGCUUCGUUCCCAGCGUUUUCAUUUUCCGGACGUCCUGGCAAACUUUGACCGCUGGCGCCGGAACUAUUACGCAUGCGUCGUCCCUUUGCAUGGUGAGCUUUCUGAUUCUCGCGGCUGCCGCGGGAGCAAUAGCGAUCUUGCUGGUCGCAAGACUAUGUGUCGUGCUUCAGCCCCAUCACGUCACUCUCCGAGAGUCUGUCGGACUCCUGAUAGUUGCUGGAUCCGGUGGACAUACCACUGAGAUCCUGAGACUGGUUGGAAGCCUGUCCAGUGCGUACUCCCCCAGGGAUUACGUCAUCGCUGACUCUGAUGAGAUGAGUGCCAAGAAAAUUGUUUCUUUUGAGGAUGCUCGAAAGAGAGACUCUGCUACUGAGUGCACCCUGUACCGCCUUCACCGAAUUCCAAGAAGCCGGGAGGUUCGGCAGGCCUGGCUCUCCUCAGUGUUCACCACCUUAUACGCCACGUGGUUUUCCUUUCUCCUGGUUUGCCGAAUAAAGCCAGAUUUGGUGCUGUGUAAUGGACCAGGAACAUGUGUUCCCAUCUGUGUGUCUGCCCUGCUCCUUGGGAUACUUGGAAUAAAGAAAGUGAUUAUUGUCUACGUCGAGAGCAUUUGCCGAGUGGAAACUUUAUCCCUCUCUGGGAAGAUUCUCUAUCACCUCUGUGAUUGCUUCAUCGUUCAGUGGCCGACUCUUAAGGAGAAGUACCCCAAGUCUGUGUACCUUGGGCGAAUUGUUUGACAAAUGGGAACUUAAGACUCUUGAGAAUUAAUACAAUUCCAAUAAUAUUCACUAUAUCUAUCUAUCUUUAUUGUAAAGUUCUCCAAAAGCCCAAAGAAAAAUCAGUGGUGAAGGAUUUAAAGUGUGCAAAUAACUCAGUGAAGAAAAACAAAUAGCUGUGUCUGCACAUCAAAUAAAAGUGUAUAUAACACUA